Messenger RNA from Molossus molossus (Pallas's mastiff bat), 1079 nucleotides. RefSeq names its product centrosomal AT-AC splicing factor (gene CENATAC). The record is from RefSeq and is a predicted model, not a curated record. The coding region runs from base 1 to 1008 and encodes 335 amino acids. The transcript is spliced from 11 exons. Lineage: Eukaryota; Metazoa; Chordata; Mammalia; Chiroptera; Molossidae.
AUGGCGCCGGCGCAGCGCUGUGCCCUGUGCCGCCAGACCUUCUUCUGCGGCCGCGGACACGUCUACAGCCGCAAGCACCGGCGGCAGCUGCAGGUGGCCCUGGAUCGGCUCCUGCCGCAGGUGGAGGCCGCCCGCAAGGCCAUCCGCUCGGCGCAGGUGGAGCGGUACGUGCCCGAGCACGAGCGGGGCUGCUGGUGCCCGUGCUGCGGCUGCGAGGUGCGCAAGCACCUGAGCCACGGGAACCUGACGGUGCUGCACGGGGGGCUGCUGGAGCAUCUGGCCAGCCCGGAGCAUAAGAAAGCAACGAACCGAUUCUGGUGGGAGAACAAGGCCGAGGUUCGGAUGAAGGAGAAGGUUCUCGUCUCCCCUCAAGAGUAUGCGCAAUUCAAGAAAUCCGUGGUGAAAGGUUUGGAUUCCUAUGAGGAAAAAGAGGAUGAGGUGAUCAAAGAGAUGGCGGCUCACAUCCGCGAGGUGGAGCACAGCCGGCAGGAGUUGGUGCGGUCCACCUUAGAGCCUCAGGCAGUGCCAAACCCGGAAGAGGGCUCUUCGGCACCUGGAAGCUGGAAAGGGACCAACGGUCAAGUAGCCUCCACUUCGCAGUGGCCCUCGUCCUUGGACCUGCCGCCCGCCCCGGAGCCUGACUGGAUGGAGACAGGACAGCCUCUGACAUUCAUUGGUCAUCAGGACACACCAGGAGUUGGUAACAUCCACUCAGGCGCCACACCUCCCUGGAUGGCCCAAGACGAGGAGCACAGCUCUGGGAACCAACAGAUAGGACCCUCCUAUGAGGAAUUUCUUAAAGAGAAGGAAAAACAGAAACUGAAGAAACUCCCCCCAGACAGAGUGGGGGCCAACUUUGACCACAGCUCCAGCACCAGCGCGGGCUGGCUGCCCUCCUUCGGCCGGGUCUGGAAUAACGGACGCCGAUGGCAAUCCAGGCAUCAAUUCAGAACCGAAGCCGCAGCGAGGAGCAAACGGCAGUCACAUAAAGAAAAGCCGGUUUCUUAAGGCUCAAAGCCAGGUCAGCUCCCCUGCACCUGCUAUUAUCCUUUGUGACUGCCUCUCUUAAGGAACAGACG